CUUCACAUAGUUGCAUUGCUCACUAAUAACACUGUGAAACAUCUCAUAACAUGUGUAAUUUUUCUGUGUAAUUUUUAAAAUGGUAUACGCAUGAAUAUUUACCCGUGAACUGGAAAAGAAUAGUAUUCAUUUAAUAUCAAAAUGUCACUAAUAUUUCGCUCUGGUAAACAUAACUCAUUAUCAACGUUGACCAAAUUACCAAAUGUUUUAUAUUCUUCAACAUCAUCAACAUCUUCACCAAAGUAUGAUCAAGAAUUCCGAGUUCUUCAAAUACGUCCUCCACCUGAGACCAAGCAAGUUCGGUCAGACGGAAAACGUCCGGCUUUACCUCCAAGAUAUAAAGAAAUGCCUACAGAUCAGGAUUGGCCAUCAGUUUGGCCUGGUCCAAGGACUUUUCAUCCAGCUGUUGUACCAUUACCUAUUCGUCAAGGAUACGCAAAAAAGAAAGCUCCUCCAAGUAAAUUUGGUAAUGCAGAGCUCAUGAAAAUUCCAAAUUUCCUUCAUCUUACACCACCAGCUAUAAAAAGACACUGUGAAGCAUUAAAACAAUUUUGUACUGAAUGGCCAGUAGGAUUAGAAACUGAAGAGAAAUGUGAGAAACAUUUUCCAAUUACAUAUUCUUAUUCUGAUUAUUGUUAUUCAUCUCCAACGAUCAGAGAGCCUCUUGCAAGGAUUGUAACACUUAGCUUUAAAUUAUCAAGUUUAAAACUUGAUUCUCACGCUAAAGAUAAAUUUUUGCGUCUCGUAAAACACAGAUACAAUCCAGAAACAGAUACAGUGACUAUUGUAGCUGAUAGAUGUCCUACAAGAAAACAAAACUUAGAUUACGCCAAUUAUUUGAUGACUGCUGUAUUUUAUGAAUCCUGGAAUGUGGAGCCUUGGGAAGCGGCGAAGUCAUUAGCUGAUAUGGAAUAUUAUGAAUGGGAUAGGAAUAAAAGUAGAGAAACUUUAGUGAAGAUUCAUGCAUGGCCAUCAGAUCCACCUGAAGAUUUGGAUUAUGAUACUAUUCCUAAUGUGACCGAAUAUAAAAUAGCCGUGAGUGAUCUUAUUAAUACCGGGGAAGAUCAUUUUACAGUGAAUAAAUAUCGCGAAGCUGUUAAAAAUAUAUUACAUUUAAAAAAAGAUGCUAGAGCAAAUUAAAAUAAGUCAUAUUUUAAUGAAUACAAAUUUAUAUUUAAUUAUAAUAAAAAUAAUUAGAGCUAAA
Messenger RNA from Chelonus insularis, 1204 nucleotides. RefSeq names its product mitochondrial ribosomal protein S35 (gene mRpS35). The record is from RefSeq and is a predicted model, not a curated record. Gene Ontology annotation, cellular component: mitochondrial small ribosomal subunit. The transcript has 3 exons. Gene Ontology annotation, biological process: mitochondrial translation. Lineage: Eukaryota; Metazoa; Arthropoda; Insecta; Hymenoptera; Braconidae. Gene Ontology annotation, molecular function: structural constituent of ribosome. Bases 142 to 1140 code for a protein of 332 amino acids.